AUGAGUGAACAAGAAUUUGUAGGCCUCCUCGAGAGCCUGCUCCAGCCGGACACUGAGCGGGUGAAGGCUGCUACCGCGUCUUUGAACAAGAACUACUAUACCUCACCUGAGUCCCUAAAAGCCCUUCUCCAUAUUCUCACCACACAUCCAACGUCCCAGCUUCGCCAGCUUGCGGCUGUUGAGGCACGGAAGCUCGUCAGUAAACACUGGGCGAAGCUACCAGCAGACCAGAAGCCCCAGAUACGGCAACAGCUUCUCCAAUUCACCUUGAAUGAGGAGGGCACCCUCGUGCGGCAUUCUUCCGCUAGGGUCAUCUCAGCAAUUGCCAAAAUUGACCUCGAGGAUGGCGAGUGGACAGAGCUUCCUGGCUUGCUGCAGCAGGCUGCGAGUAGCCAAACCGCUCGGCACCGUGAGGUGGGCGUAUACAUCAUCUUCACACUUCUAGAAGCGAUGGGCGACCUGUUCUCGGACAACCUGAGCAACCUUUUCACCCUCUUCAGCAAGACCAUCCAAGACCCCGAGAGCAUAGAAGUCAGAAUAAACACUAUGCUAGCGCUCAGCAGGAUAGCGAUGCUUAUGGACCCUGAGGAGGAUCCGAAGUCUUUGGCCACAUUUCAAGAGACUGUGCCGAGCAUGGUUGCGGUGCUGAAGAACACCAUUGACUCUGGCGACGAAGACCAUGCCAUGCAAGCCUUCGAAGUCUUUCAAACGCUACUCGGCUGCGAGGCAGCUCUCCUCAACAAGCACUUUGGUGAUCUCAUCAAGUUCAUGCUUCAGAUGGCAUCCGAGACGGACGUUGAGGACGAAUACAGGGCGCAAGCUCUGGCCUUUUUGAUGCAAUGCGUCAGGUACAGGAAGCUCAAGGUCCAAGGUCUGCGUGUUGGCGAGACGAUGACGCUCGCAGCAUUGCGAAUAGUCACAGAGCUCGGCGACCUGUCUAGCGACGAGGAAGAUGUUACCCCUGCCAGAUCCGCGUUAGGCCUGCUGGACAUUCUCGCGGCCAGCCUACCUCCGAGCCAAGUUGUCGUGCCGUUGCUGAAGGCCAUCGGUCCGUAUGUCAACCACCAAGAUCCGGAUUACCGCCGAGCCGGUAUCCUGGCCCUCGGUAUGUGCGUAGAGGGUGCGCCGGACUUCAUCGCCACGCAGCUCAAGGAAAUCCUGCCCAUGGUUCUGCGUUUGCUUGAAGACCCCGAGGUCAAAGUUCGGGCGGCCGCGUUGAACGGCGUUGCCCGGCUAGCGGACGACUUGGCGGACGACAUGGGCAAAGAGCACGCCCGUCUCAUCCCUGCCCUGGUCAAGAAUCUCCACCUAGCCAUGAACGCUGCACAAGGUCAGGACUCAGAGCGCAACCUGGACAUCGUCAGGGGCAGCUGCAACGCCAUUGACUCGCUCAUUGAAGGACUGGAGAAAGACGACGUUGCAGCAUACGUCCCGGAGUUGGUGCCCAGAUUCAGCAGUCUGUUCCAGCACCCGGACUUCAAAACGAAGGUUAGCGCUGUCGGCGCUGUCGGCUCUGUGGCCGCGGCCGCAGAGGAGGCCUUUCUACCCUACUUCGAGGCCACCAUGGCCGCGCUUGCGCCCUACGUAGAGAUUAAGGAGAGCCAAGACGAUCUUGAUCUACGAGGUGUGGUAUGCGACACCAUGGGCAAGAUUGCUUCUGCGGUUGGCGCUGGACCAUUCGAGAACUACGUUCGUCCUCUGAUGCAUGCUUCGGAAGAGGCUCUGCACCUCGACCACCCAAGGUUAAGAGAAACCAGCUACAUCUUGUGGAGUACGCUAGCCAAGGUGUAUGAGGAGAAGUUCGAGCCAUAUCUUGCGGGCGUUGCCAAGGGUCUCAUCGAGUGCCUGGAGCAGGACGAGACAGACCUCGAAGUUCAGCUUGGCGAAGAAGCAAAGGAUCUUCUAGGUACCGAGGUCAUCGUUGCUGGCAAGAAGGUCAAGGUUGCUGCAGCAACCGACGAGGAAGAAGAUGAGAUUAUCGAGGGGGCCGAAGACGAAGACGAUGAUUGGGACGACCUCGGUGCCGUCACUGCUGUUGCGAUGGAGAAAGAGAUCGCGGUCGAGGUGAUUGGGGACGUCAUCACGCACACGAAGACGAAGUACACACCUUAUCUACAGAAGUCGGUCGAGACUGUUCUGGCUCUGGUUGAGCACUCGUACGAAGGUGUGCGGAAAUCAGCUCUUAGCACGCUAUUCCGGACGUAUGCCUGCAUAUGGGGUAUUGCUGAAGACGAGGGCAUGGAGAAGUGGAAGCCUGGCCUACCACUACAGGUUGAGCCAACUGCGGAUUUGAAGCAGCUUGGCAACCUCGUCAUGACCGCCACUCUUGCGAUAUGGCAGGAUGAGAUGGAUCGGGGAACCGUAACCGACAUCAACCGCGAUCUAGCAGAGACCCUCAAGCAGUGUGGUCCGGCUAUUCUGAUCAACGACCAAGGCAUCCUCGUCCCUCAGAUCACGAACCAAGUCCUUUCCAUCCUCACCAAGCGCCAUCCCUGCCAGCAGGACCUUGGCGAUGAAGCCGACGGAGAUGUCAUGGAGGAGUCCUCAGAGUACGAUUGGCUCGUUAUCGACACCGCGAUGGAUAUCGUUACGGCCCUUUCCAUCGCGCUAGGCCAUGGCUUCGCCGAGCUGUGGAAAGUCUUCGAAAAGCCUGUUAUGAAAUACGCCAGCAGCCAAGAGAGCCUCGAGCGAAACACGGCUGUCGGCUGCAUAGCAGACGCCAUCGGCAACAUGGAAGGCAAUGUCACUCCGCACACCACCUCUCUGCUCAAGCUACUGCUUCACCGCCUAGGGGACGAGGACCCGGAGGUCAAGUCCAACGCUGUGUAUGCCAUCGGGCUGCUGUACGAGAAAUCGAACUCGGAACAAGAGAUCCUGAAGGCGUAUCCGGCUAUCCUAGGCAAGCUGGAACCUUUGCUGCAUGACCAGCAGGUGGCGAGGUUGCUCGACAAUGCGGCCGGGUGCGUCAGCAGGAUGAUCAUGCGGCAUCCGGAUCACGUUCCUGUGCAGCACGUGUUGCCGAGUUUGGUUCAGCUGCUGCCGUUGAGGGAGGACUAUGACGAGAACAAGCCGGUCUACCGCAUGAUUAUUCAGCUCUACCAGGCACACAAUGACACUGUUGUGCGGCUGACACCGAACCUGAUGCCGGUGCUGCAGAAGGUGCUAGGCCCGCCGGAAGACCAGCUGGACGAUGAGACGAGGAGUCAGCUUAUGGAGUUGGUGACGUAUCUGCAGAAGCAGUGA
Messenger RNA from Coniosporium apollinis CBS 100218, 3243 nucleotides. RefSeq lists its product as uncharacterized. Gene Ontology annotation, biological process: protein import into nucleus. The record is from RefSeq and is a predicted model, not a curated record. Gene Ontology annotation, cellular component: nucleus; cytoplasm. Gene Ontology annotation, molecular function: nuclear import signal receptor activity; small GTPase binding. The coding region runs from base 1 to 3243 and encodes 1080 amino acids. Lineage: Eukaryota; Fungi; Ascomycota; Dothideomycetes. The transcript has 4 exons.